Molecule: messenger RNA, 2609 nt
Organism: Erythranthe guttata (spotted monkey flower)
Lineage: Eukaryota; Viridiplantae; Streptophyta; Magnoliopsida; Lamiales; Phrymaceae
Product: Ran-binding protein in the microtubule-organising centre protein
Source: RefSeq, a predicted model, not a curated record
AAAAAAAAAGUAGAAAAUGGGUUGAAUUGAAUUACAGGCAGGCAUACGUGGCACCACGUACAACCUUCCGUUGCACGUUCAACCAUCGGUCGCCGCCUUCUUCUGCCAUUUAUUUUGUCCACUGGCCCGCCUUCCAUAGUGCAACACAAUCCGAUAUAUAUAUAUAAAUAUCCCAAUAAAUAAAAAUUGAGAAAAAUUAAAAGGGAAAAAAAUACCAACUCCAUAAGAGAUGAGAAAUAGGGAAAUAUCUAGAUGCGCGAGAUUCUAGAAGCAAUGGAUUCCACGCCGGUGAAUUGGGAAGCACUCGACGCCCUAGUCAUCGACUUUGCCAAGUCCGAGCGGUUAAUCGACGGCUCGUCGCCUCCGUCUUCUCCUUCGCCGUCCUCCUCCUCGUACAGGUGGCGCCUCCUGAUUUCUCAGAUCAGGCGCUUCCUCGAGUCCGGCGACAUUGACUCCGCCAUCGACCUCCUCCGGACGCACGCACCGGCGGUGCUCGACGAUCACCGGCUCCUCUUUCGUCUACAGAAGCAGAAAUUCAUUGAGCUGUUAAGGAAAGGAACUGACGAGGAUCGUGAUUCUGCUAUCAAGUGUGUGCGUGCAUCUCUCGCGCCGUGUGCUUUGGAUGCCUACCCAGAAGCAUAUGAGGAAUUUAAACAUGUUCUUCUUGCUUUAAUUUAUGACAAAGAUGAUGAGACGUCUCCGGUGGUAAAUGAGUGGUCUGAAGGCAGAAGGUUUGAGAUUGCGGGAUUCCUAUCUUCUGUAUUGCGGGCCCAUUUACAUGCAUAUGAUCCUAUAUUUUCAAUGACGUUGAGAUAUUUAAUAAGCAUACACAAGGGAUUUUGCCUUCAUCAAGGAUUUUCAUCACCCAUAACUAAUCUUACAGAGAGGUUGCUUCUUGAGGAGCGUGACCCCCCUGCAACACCACAAGAAAGUUUGUUUGAAGUGCCUCCAUUUGAUGAGGUGGACAUCCAAGCUCUUGCUCAUGCGGUGGAACUUACAAGACAGGGUGCAGUAGAUAGCUUGAAGUUCGCCAAGGGUGAUUUACACCAAGCUUUUCAGAAUGAAUUAUGCCGGAUGAGAUUAGAUAUAACUCUCCUCGAUGAACUUGUUCGCGAGUAUUGCAUUUACAGGGGUAUCAUAGAAUCUGAUCCAACAAAUCAUGGCGAAGGGUUGCAUGUUACAUCUGGAAAGGCAGUUGUUGAUCAAUUGAACCCAGGCAGUAAUUUAUCCGAAAAUUGCUCAAUUGGUUCCGACAGUGAUAUGUCAUUAAGCAGUGUUCACAUCGGAGGUUCUCAAAGUAAACUAGAUCUGACGAGCACACAAAUUGCUGACAUGGAGGUCCGGUACCCUCACGAGUCCAUCAGUAGUAAUGAAGACUGUAGCACCAGUAAAACUCGUCAUCCUCAAGGCAACAAACCUGUGCAAAGAAACAGGAGUCCUAUGGAGAGGGGCAAGCGCAAACGAUGGAGGGGAAGAAAUGAGAAUCUGGAAAUUGUUUCUGAACCUUCUAGUGACACUGACUUAAACGAUUGCACGAAAAUGGAUAUGAAAAAGUCAUCCAUGACGUACAAUGUUAGCAAUAGGUUGAAUAAGUACGAAAUCAUCUUAGGAAUGAAGGAAUUAGCCAGCGAGGGAAUGACAACGGAGGUUGUUGAAGAGAUUAAUGCUCUGGAUCCAGACUUUUUCACUCACAAUCCAGUACUGCUCUUUCAACUGAAGCAGGUUGAAUUUUUUAAGCUGGUUCGGGCGGGUGACCAUUCUUGUGCACUGAAAGUUGCCUCAUCUCAUUUGGGUCCUUUGGCAGCUAAAGAUCAAGCUUUGCUUAAACCCUUGAAAGAGACACUGUUGACUUUGCUCAAAUCAACUGAAGAACCGAUUGGCAAACAACUGCCCUUGGAUACACUUGCAACUUCACUCCAGGUUGCUCUUGGCAGGAGGUUAGGUGUUGAGGAACCCCAGCUAAUGAAGAUUAUAAGAGCGACCCUCAACACACACAGUGAAUGGUUCAAGCUCCAAAUGUGUAAAGACCAGUUUGAAGGUCUUUUAUGGAUCAAUUCCCUAAAAGAAGUUGGUAGUCCUUUGCUUGGAGAUGCUGCUUCAAAGUCCACUAUUGAUACUUGUACUCAAGGCUCUUCACCAGUUACAGUAUCCUCCAGCAAUGCAAGGAUGCACGAAGAUGGUAGCAGUCCUAAUCAAAUCUCGUCCACUGAUAUUGGAUGUGAUGAAAACUCUAUAAUCAAGGUUAUGGAAUUUCUUGCUCUACCCAGAGCGGAGGCAAUUCAUCUCCUUGCCCAGUAUAACGGAAAUGCAGAAACCGUGAUUCAGCAGAUAUUUGCUUAAGCUUAAGAGUUGUACAUCCAUUGCAAAAUCUAGUCCUUUUCAAUUGGAUUAAUAUUUAUGUUCUUGCAUACCGUAUGUUGUGUAUUUGUACAACUAGCUCAAUAGGAAAAAUAGUCUCUCUUUGUAUUGUGGAUAGAGAAGAUGAUACUGUGUAGACGGGGAAACGGGGGUGUUCAUAUUCUUUCACGGUUGCUGAAUAAGAAACAAUGUUAAGAUACUAUUCUUUGUAACAACUGGACUUGGUUUUGUUCAAUUCUACGGUUUCGUGU